CCGAAUGAAUUAUCUUCUUCUUCCUUAUGUUAACCUAAUUGUAUCGUCACGAAGCUUUCCCCUUCGCCUCACAGAGCUCGAAAUCGGUAGCCAUUGUCAACCAGGAUGAGGAAGCUUAAAGCUCAUGAAAAGAAGCUUCUGAAGAAGGUGAACUUCCUUGAAUGGAAGAGAGAAGGAGGUCACAGAGAAGCUGAUGUCAUGCGUCGUUACCAUGUCACUGGCAGAGACGACUACAAAAAGUACUCGGGUUUGUGCAGAACAGUGCAGAAGCUUGUGAAUAUACUGAAGCAGAUGGACCCAAGAGAUCCAUAUAGAAUAGAGAUGACCGAUUCUCUUCUAGAGAAGCUGUAUAACAUGGGCGUAAUAACUACAAGGAAAAGCUUAUCCGUGUGUGAGAACUUAUCUGUGUCAUCCUUCUGCAGGCGUAGGUUGUCCACUAUAUUGGUGAGGCUGAAGUUUGCUGAACACAUGAAGGAAGCAGUGACAUAUAUAGAACAGGGUCAUAUUCGAGUUGGACCCGAUACAGUUGUUGACCCAGCAUUUCUCGUGACCAGAAAUAUGGAGGACUUCAUCACUUGGGUAGAUACAUCUAAGAUUAGGAGAAAGGUCUUGGAGUACAACGAUAAGCUAGAUGAUUAUGAUGCAAUGAAUUGAUGACUGGUGACGGAUUUGUGAGCAUUUGAGAAUUGAAUGAGAGAAAUGGAACACAUUCUUCUUGGCCAUUGUUGGAGUUCCCUGGCAGGUUUACCUCCUGCUAGGUUGCCUUGUACCACCACCCCUCUACAUUUUUGAUCCUGUAGACCGUUGAAAGAUGUACACAUUAUAUUCAACAGUUAAGUUUGAUAGAAAAUCUUUGAAAUUUCUAGCGAAUGUUAGUAACUUAAUUCACUGUCCAUUUGUAGUAGACAUCUUGAUUUUGUUGAUCACACAUAUCGGUUCUUUGGAGUUAAAUUUAUUGUAGACUCCUUAUCGAAGAUGAUUUUCUAA
Molecule: messenger RNA, 987 nt
Organism: Solanum verrucosum
Lineage: Eukaryota; Viridiplantae; Streptophyta; Magnoliopsida; Solanales; Solanaceae
Product: U3 small nucleolar ribonucleoprotein protein IMP3
Exons: 4
Coding region: 106-654 (182 amino acids)
Biological process (GO): rRNA processing
Cellular component (GO): Mpp10 complex; small ribosomal subunit; small-subunit processome
Molecular function (GO): rRNA binding; structural constituent of ribosome; snoRNA binding
Source: RefSeq, a predicted model, not a curated record